This is a messenger RNA of Ilyonectria robusta, 1414 nucleotides long. Its product is annotated as N2227-like protein-domain-containing protein. The transcript is spliced from 3 exons. Gene Ontology annotation, molecular function: S-adenosylmethionine-dependent methyltransferase activity. The coding region runs from base 44 to 1324 and encodes 426 amino acids. Lineage: Eukaryota; Fungi; Ascomycota; Sordariomycetes; Hypocreales; Nectriaceae. The record is from RefSeq and is a predicted model, not a curated record.
CGCACCACGCAUCUAUCGCGCGCAGGACCUAUGUAGUACUGCAAUGGAUCAUCCCGAAGAUGCGCAGGUGCAGGGGAGCCGGGUUGCCGCCGAUGAUAGUGCCUGGGGCGGCGUGGAGGAGAACAUCGAUGAUCCCGAAGAGGUUCGCGUCAUCUUUUGUGCGCUGGAUUCAUUCUUCCAGUAUGCCAAAGUUGCCCACUUCAACGUCACCCACCUCCGCCGCCAGUCCUUCUACGCCCUGCCCCAGGCCCACUGGAAGCUCCUCGCCGCGCCUCCCUUUAACUUCCUAGACACUCUCGAGAAGACCGAUGAGGCCAUCGAUGCCAACGCCGAUCUCGCUCGUACCAUCGCCAAAUUCGGCCUGCAGUCGUUUGCCUCCAUCGCCGCCAGCCCGGAUGGCCCCGAGCCCGCCAUGCCCCAUCAAUGGGCUGGUGUCGCUAAGCAUGCUGACACUGACAAGGCCCGGAGCACCAUCCGUCAAUUGUACCGCGACUGGACUGAGGCUGGUGCCGCGGAGCGUGAGGCCUGCUAUGGCCCGGUUUUGAAGGCCGUCGAGGCGGAGAAGGAGAAGUAUCCCGAAAGGGGACCCCUGAAAGUGCUGGUCCCUGGAGCUGGUCUGGGCCGCCUUGUCUUCGAGCUGGUUGCUCGCGGCUUUACGGCUGAGGGCAACGAGAUCUCCUACCACCAACUCCUAGCCUCUUCGUACAUCCUCAAUGGAUGUCGUACCGCCGGCCAACACACAAUCUAUCCCUGGGUUCAUAGCUUCUCCAACCACCUUACCCGGGAAAACCACCUCCGGAGCUAUAGCGUCCCGGACAUUCACCCAGGCACCACGCUGGCCAGCGUCUCCAACCCCGGGUCUAUGUCCAUGUGCGCUGCCGACUUCCUUUGCCUAUACGCCGACGAGGAACACAAGGACCAGUACGACAUCGUGGCUAGCGUAUUCUUCCUCGACACUGCUCCAAACUUGAUCCGCUACCUCGAGGUCAUCCUCCACUGCCUCCGGCCCGGAGGCGUCCUCAUCAACAUCGGCCCUCUGCUGUGGCACUUUGAAAACAACGCCCCGGGGAACCACGGCCACGACGACGAUGGCGAUGGCGAGCACGACUACAACAACUCGUCCGGCAUUGCCGAUCCGGGUAGCUUUGAGCUGUCUGACGACGAGGUCAUAGCCCUCCUCGAGAAGCUGGGCUUUGUCGUCGAGUGGCGCCAGACGGGGAUCGAGGCACCAUACAUCCAGGACCGCGAGAGCAUGCUCCAGACGACGUACAAGGCCAGUGCGUGGGUUGCACGCAAGCCGCUCGAGCCAGAAGCAGAAAAAUGACACGAACGGAAAGGCUAGAGUGAGAUGGAUGCAUUCAUGGCGGUAGAGGUGUACACGGAACUGUGAUUUUAUAGAGCGUGUAUGAAUAAU